Molecule: messenger RNA, 477 nt
Organism: Apaloderma vittatum (bar-tailed trogon)
Lineage: Eukaryota; Metazoa; Chordata; Aves; Trogoniformes; Trogonidae
Product: probable phospholipid-transporting ATPase IA
Exons: 6
Coding region: 1-477 (158 amino acids)
Biological process (GO): phospholipid translocation
Cellular component (GO): plasma membrane
Molecular function (GO): ATPase-coupled intramembrane lipid carrier activity
Source: RefSeq, a predicted model, not a curated record
AUGAUCUGGCUAGUGUCAUGCAGAAAACUUGUAGCAGGCUAUGAGAAGACAGAUGAUGUUUCAGAGAAAACUUCUCUAGCUGAUCAAGAGGAACUGAGAACUAUAUUCAUCAAUCAGCCCCAGCUAACCAAAUUCUGCAAUAAUCAUGUCAGCACUGCAAAGUACAACAUAAUCACAUUCCUGCCAAGAUUCCUUUAUUCCCAGUUCAGAAGAGCUGCUAAUGCAUUUUUUCUUUUUAUUGCAUUACUUCAGCAAAUACCAGAUGUAUCACCAACAGGCCGUUACACAACACUGGUCCCUCUCUUAUUUAUUUUAGCUGUAGCUGCAGUGAAGGAGAUAAUAGAGGAUAUUAAAAGGCAUAAAGCUGAUAAUGCAGUGAACAAGAAACAAACUCAAGUACUACGAAAUGGUGCAUGGGAGAUUGUCCAUUGGGAAAAGGUGUGUGUUUGUGUUGAUGACUUUCAGAGCAUAAUGUAG